AUGAAUGAAAAUUGCAUUUGGUUGGUUGGAGAUGUCAUCAUUACGGAUGAAUACGAUUACGAUUAUUUGAAAGAGCGGUUUGCCAAUAUUACACGUUUGAGUGGAAGUCUCAAAAUUCAAAAUACCACCUUCACAGAUUUGGGAUUUCUGAAAAACUUGACUUUGAUUGAUCAGAACUUGCAAAAAACUGACAAUCCCGCGAAUGUCGAGAUAAAGAACAAUCUGAAGUUGACAAAUCUUGGAUUUUCGCCGAAAAUCGAUGGGAUCAACAUUGAAAUUGUCAAUAAUCCGAAUAUUUGCAUUUCGCCUCAAGACCUCGUCAAAAUGACGGACACCGAGCAGAAUUCUGACAAGAUAUUCGACGUGAAGCUCUGCGAGAAUUCCGAAUCGCCCGAGUCUUAUUGCAUCAUUCCAAAGUCGGGACUCUUGAAAGAUUUCCCUAAUUACUGCGUAUAUCUUUUCGGUGAUUUGGUGAUCGACGAGAAUUUCGAUUUUGCAAACUCCUAUAAAUUAAACAGUGUAAUCGCCAUCUACGGCACAUUGAGAAUUGAAAAUUCGAAAAUUCGAACAGCGAAUUUCCUGCCAAACCUCAAUAGGAUAUAUGCAAUCCAACAAAAACGACCGCCGAUGGAAAUCAUUGACAAUCCAUAUUUAUACCUGAUGUUUGAUAAUCAUUUAAUUCGAGAAAUCUAUAGCACAUUGCCGAUUUAUAUAACCAAUAAUCCUCGCCUUCGAAUUUCCUCAUUCUCAUGUAUGACUAUGAUGACAUGGAAAAUGGCGAAUGUUUCAAAUAAUCUCCUCAAUUGCAACGAGACAACCGACAUUCUGAAAGUCCCAUUUGAUUCAACACCACUCAAUUCGGACGUGUAUUUCGGCAUUCCUCGAUAUUACACAAUGGCGAAUUCGCCAGCUGAUCAUCAAAGUGAUCCUGGAAGUCAAAUAGUGCCGAACGAGAAUGAACCAGCGGAAACGAGCGGGGAAUCGGAGCCGAAUGAAAAAUGCCAAUCUGACUCAUUCGCCAAUCCGGAACACGAAUAUUCUCAUUCAAUCUAUAUCAAUAGUAGCACUAAACAUCUACCAGAAAUUUUCGACACAAUCGAUACUGUAAAAGGAGUGAUAAUGGAAGGACCGUCGGAUAUCACUGUGCAUGAGCUUAAAGUCUUCUUCGAAAAGAUUAUAUUCUUCCAAGACUCGAUUAUAGUCAACAACACCAAUUAUGACGAUCUUUCAUUUCUGAAUCCAUAUCUUAUUGAAUCUGUUAAAAACAAGUUCACUAUUAUAAUCAUGAAUAAUCCGAAUUUGAAGAGAAUUGGAAUGCCGAUAAAAAACUGCCGAUUCUGCUAUGGUUGGAUUCGAAUUGAAGACAAUCCGUUGUUGGAUUAA
Molecule: messenger RNA, 1383 nt
Organism: Caenorhabditis bovis
Lineage: Eukaryota; Metazoa; Nematoda; Chromadorea; Rhabditida; Rhabditidae
Source: the annotation of a GenBank genome assembly